Salarias fasciatus (jewelled blenny) is the source of this 11636-nucleotide messenger RNA. Its product is annotated as dynein heavy chain 7, axonemal-like. Gene Ontology annotation, cellular component: dynein complex. Gene Ontology annotation, molecular function: dynein intermediate chain binding; minus-end-directed microtubule motor activity; ATP hydrolysis activity. Gene Ontology annotation, biological process: microtubule-based movement. The coding region runs from base 1 to 11619 and encodes 3872 amino acids. The record is from RefSeq and is a predicted model, not a curated record. NCBI's taxonomy places the organism in Eukaryota, Metazoa, Chordata, Actinopteri, Blenniiformes, Blenniidae. The transcript is spliced from 63 exons.
AUGGCGAUGUCCAAACCACCAAAACCACCCAAGAGAUUCAACUACUACAUCCAAACUGGAAUCAACCUGGAACUUGUUUCUCCACUGGCGGAUUCUUGGCUGGACAACAUGAAGAGUUUGGUUCCCUGCCGCCUGAAGAGCCAGAGCACACCUUUGAAAUUGCUGGUUGAUGAGAUCAAGGAGGAAUAUUUAAUCAGCGUCAAGACAUCAAUACUGAAAUACACGCUCAGACGGUCAAUGGAAAGCGACAAGCCCAAAGUCAAAGAUGUGCCUCCUCACAGGCUUGAACUGGAAAUAGUGCCAAAACCUUGGAACGGCUCUUUUGUUCAAGCACGACGAAGGAUGAGCAGUAAUCUUCACUUGUUCAACUCCACGAUGCUGCGUGUGCUGACCCACUGGCACGUCACUUACAAAAAUCUCCGUCUGAUCGACGUGGAGCAGUUCCACAGCAGGGAGGAGUCCAUCGAGCUGUCUGCGUUCCAGCAGAUUGUCAGGAAGCAUCUCGAUAAUGCCCGAGGAAUCCUGCUCCAGCACUGGAUUCCUGAGGUGUGCAGCAUUUAUCAUCAAGGGUGCAGGCGCAAACUGGUGCCUCCGUCCAGCAGCAUGGCCAAACUGCAGCAUUUCUUCAACUGUGCAGCUGUGCUGAUGGCGUCUCAACUGCAAAGUUUGGUAAUAGAUUCAAUGAGGGACUACACACGCCUGAUUUGCCAAGACCCGGAUUCCGACCAAACCAGUGGGCACCCGGGAUUUGUUCUGCAUCUGAUCCUGGAGGACCAAGAGAUCAAAUUUGAGCCAGAUUUCCAAAUGUAUGAGCAGGCCUUUGUUAGCGUCUAUGAUUUGAUGCUUACAUCUAUCGACAUGAUCCCUCGUGUUGAAACCAAACUGUUCCCUGAGUUGCCAGGCUUUCAGUUUGAAGGCACCCUGAAGCCCACCGUCCUUCCAGAGAUCAUUGAGUCGCAGCUGGAGGAGGUUCGUCAGGCGCUUCGGGCUGAGAGUGUCCGACCCAAAGAGUACGUCCACGGGUACGACACAUACGCCGCGCUGAUAUCCAGGCAGACGGAGGAAGAUGUGGAGAAGUUCCUCAGUGAGCAGCACCCCUUAGAGGAAAUCAUGGUGGAGGUGGAACGCUACCAGCAGCUUGCUGACCAGAUUGAAUACACUUCCAUCAAGGUACUACGUCUUGGGAUGUUUGAGGUCCAGUCCCAUAAGCUCAUCCACUCUCUGCUGAAGCGUGCUCAGGAGCUGCAGCAGCGGCUCAUUACCCGGAUGCUGCAUGACCAUCAGGAAAUCAACAAAAAGCUCUGUCAUGAAUUUGAAAUGAUUUCAGGAAAAGCACUGAGCUCACCACCUGAUACUCACAAACUGAUGGAGCUGAAGGCCUACAUUGAUAAGGUGAAGACCACCGAUAUGCCUCUGCUGGAGCAAAGGCUGGCGGAGUCCAACGCCCACCUGUGUUUCCUGGUGGACUUUGUCACCCUGUCGCCGCUGGACAUGGAGCUGAACUCACGGACUGUCCAGUGGUUUAAACGCAUGCCGUCUGUCUUCAAAGAGCACCGACAGAUAGUUGAGGAGAAGACAGAGCUGUAUCAAAGAGGACUCAAGUUGCGCCGGGAGCAUUUUGUGGAAGAACUGGAGAGCUACAGUGCGCAGGUGGAAGAGUUUCUUGCCUUCGGGGAACUUACUGAUCUCAGCAAGUAUCUGAAGAAAGCUCAGACCCUCAGUGCCAAACUGGAGGCAGCCAUGGAAAAGAUAAACAGUUUCAAUCUGGAGGAGGAGGCCUUCAGCUGGCCCGUUUCCCAGUAUCCGCAGCGUAAGCAGAUCCAGGAUAGGUUGACACCGUUCCUGCGCCUCUAUGAGACGGCCUGUAAUUUCUUACAACAACAUGAGCAGUGGCUGCGAGGACCUCUCUCUGCUGUGAACCCUGACAAGGUUGAGGGUGAUGCCAGUAAUUACUGGCGAACACUGUAUAAACUGGAAAAAGACUUCAGUGAAGUACCCAAGGCCCUCUACAUCGUGACUGCUGUUAAGGCGAAAGUGGAGGAAUUCAAGGAACACAUUCCUAUGGUGCAGGUUCUCUGUAACCCUGGUCUGCGUGAUCGCCACUGGGACGCCAUGUCAGAGUUAGCAGGCGUCUCCCUGCAGCCGGCUGGCGACCACACGUGUGUGACUGACUUCCUGUCCAUGCAACUGGAACAGCACCUGAGCAGCUUGGAGGGCAUCAGCGAGGCGGCCAGCAAGGAGUACUCCUUGGAGAAGGCAUUGGAGAAAAUGGCCGGCGAGUGGAGUCACAUGGAGUUCAGCCUCCUGCCUUACCGAGAGACGGGUACCUCCAUCCUGUCGUCUGUGGAUGAAGUGCAGAUGCUGCUUGAUGAUCACAUUGUGAAGACACAGACCAUGAGGGGCUCACCCUUUAUUAAGCCUCUUGAAGUGGAAAUACGGGAAUGGGAGGGAAAGUUGCUGCUUCUCCAGGAAAUCCUGGACGAGUGGCUGAAGGUGCAGUCCACAUGGCUUUACCUGGAGCCCAUAUUCAGCUCGCCAGACAUCAUGCAGCAGAUGCCUAAAGAGGGACGCCGCUUCACGUGUGUUGACAAAACAUGGAAAGACACCAUGAAAGAAGUCACUGCGGACAAACACGUUCUGGCAGUGAUAGCCAUCGACAAGAUGCUGGACAGGCUCAAAAAGUCCAACGAGUUCUUGGAAGUGAUCCUCAAAGGUCUCAAUAACUACCUGGAGGUGAAGCGUCUGUUUUUCCCACGGUUCUUCUUUCUGUCCAACGAGGAGCUCCUGGAAAUCCUCUCUGAAACCAAAGACCCAACAAGGGUGCAGCCCCAUCUGAAGAAAUGCUUUGAAGGCAUCGCGAGCGUGGUGUUCACUGAUGAACUGGAUAUCACCCACAUGAAGAGCAGCGAGGGUGAAAUGGUGCAGCUCCUGGAUAUCAUUUCCACCUCCAAAGCCAGGGGCCAGGUGGAGAAAUGGCUUCUCAAGCUUGAAAGUGGCAUGAUUGCCUCCCUGCAUAAGGUAAUAGGGGAAGCAAUCGCAGCAUACCCCAAUGAGCAAAGGAUCGACUGGGUGCGCGCUUGGCCGGGCCAGACUGUGCUGUGCGUCUCACAGGUGUACUGGACAAAGGAUGUCCAGCAAGCCAUCAAUUCAGGGCAAAAGGCCCUCCAAGCUUAUUUGGAGCAAAACAACCGACAGAUUGACGACAUUGUGGCCCUCGUACGGGGAAAGCUGUCCAAGCAGAACCGCACAACCCUCGGAGCCCUCGUCGUGCUGGACGUCCACGCCAGAGAUGUUCUCGCCACACUGGUGCAAAAGGGAAUAAGCGACGAGAAUGACUUUGAGUGGCUGAGCCAACUCCGCUACUACUGGGUGGAAAAUCACCUCCAGACCAAGAUGAUAAACGCUGGCUUGCCAUAUGGCUACGAGUACCUGGGUAACACCCCACGUCUGGUCAUCACCCCACUUACCGACCGCUGUUACCGCACUUUGUUUGGUGCCCUCCACCUCCAUCUGGGAGGAGCCCCCGAGGGCCCGGCUGGCACAGGAAAAACAGAAACUACCAAAGACUUGGCCAAAGCUGUAGCCAAGCAGUGUGUGGUCUUCAACUGCUCUGAUGGACUCGACUACAUCGCUCUGGGCAAAUUUUUCAAAGGUCUCCUCUCCUGCGGAGCCUGGGCCUGUUUUGAUGAGUUCAAUCGCAUUGACUUGGAGGUUCUGUCUGUGGUGGCUCAACAGAUUCUCACCAUACAAAGAGGAAUCGCUGCCCACAGUGAGAUGCUGCUGUUUGAAGGAACGCAGCUCAAACUGAACCCCUCCUGUGCCGUGUUUAUCACCAUGAAUCCUGGUUACGCCGGACGCUCUGAGUUACCAGACAACCUCAAGGCUCUGUUCAGGACUGUCGCCAUGAUGGUCCCAGACUAUGCGAUGAUCGCAGAGAUUGUCCUCUACUCAUGCGGCUUUGUGACUGCGCGGCCUCUCUCGGUGAAAAUAGUGGCCACUUAUCGUCUGUGUUCGGAGCAGCUGUCCUCACAGCAUCACUACGACUACGGGAUGAGAGCUGUCAAGUCUGUGCUCACAGCAGCCGGAAACCUCAAGCUCUCUUUUCCCGAGGAGAAUGAAGACACCCUGUUGCUGAGGUCCAUUAUCGAUGUCAAUCUGCCCAAGUUCCUGGCCCACGAUCUGAAGCUGUUCGAGGGCAUCACCUCUGACCUUUUUCCUGGAGUCCAGCUCCCCAAACGAGACUACUGCAUCCUCCUGGAGGCCAUUAAGGAAAACUGCCAGCGCAUGAAUCUUCAAAUGACUGAAUUCUUUGCUGAGAAAAUCCUGCAGAUCUUCGAGAUGAUGAUCGUGAGGCACGGUUUCAUGCUGGUGGGGGAACCCUUCGGAGGAAAGACAAGCGCGUAUCGAGUGCUCGCAGCAGCGCUUCAUGACGUCUUUGAAAAGGGCCUGAUGGAUGAGAAUCAGGUGCAGAUCACUGUUAUCAACCCCAAAUCUAUCACCAUGGGUCAGCUGUAUGGCCAGUUUGACCCUGUGUCCCACGAGUGGUCCGAUGGCAUCCUCGCUGUCAGCUACAGAGCCUUCGCCGCCUCCCAGAGCCCUGACAGAAAAUGGCUCAUCUUUGACGGCCCAGUGGAUGCCGUGUGGAUCGAGAAUAUGAACACGGUGCUGGACGACAACAAGAAGCUGUGUCUGAUGAGCGGCGAGAUCAUCCAGAUGUCCCCGCAGAUGAGCCUCAUCUUUGAGCCCAUGGACUUGGAGGUGGCGUCUCCUGCCACGGUCUCUCGCUGUGGCAUGAUCUACAUGGAGCCCCAUAUGCUGGGCUGGCGGCCUCUCAUGCUGUCCUGGCUCAAUACCCUGCCAAGUACAGUCAAUGCCAGGCACAAAGACCUCAUCACUGCCCUCUUCGACCGCGUACUGCCCGCCUGCCUGCAGCUCAUUCGAAAGGCCACCAAGGAGCUGUCCCCAACUUCCGACACCAAUCUAGUCAAGUCCCUGAUGAAUCUGAUGGACUGCAUGAUGGAUGAGUUUCAUGAUGAAGAGCAGAUAAAGAAGAUGAACGACAAAGAUAUUUGCUCAUGGCUGGAGGGCGUGUUCGUGUUCAGCCUGGUGUGGUCAGUGGGUGCCAGCUGUGACGAUUCAGGCCGCGUCAAGUUCGAUGAACUGAUCAGAGAGCUUCUGAACGGGCCCCUGACGGAAGAGACGAUGGCCCGCCACAGCAUUCUGGCCACUGUUGGAGCUCCGCCUAAAGAGCUGACAGUUCCCUUACCCACGGAGGGAUCGGUGUAUCAGUACUGCUUCAUUAAAGAAGGCCCUGGCAGGUGGGAGCUGUGGACAGAUAAGCUAAAGUCUGCUCCCCCCAUCGGCAAAGACAUGCAGUUCAACGAGAUCAUUGUGCCCACUGAGAACACAGUGCGCUACAUGGCACUGCUGCAGCUCCUCGUCACUCACCAGAAGCCCACUAUUUUUAUCGGCCCUACUGGCACUGGCAAGAGUGUCUACAUCACUGACUUCUUGUUGAACCAGCUGCAGAAGGACGACUACAACCCAUUGUUUAUCAACUUUUCGGCCCAGACUACAGCUGCCCAGACCCAAAACAUUAUCAUGUCCAAGCUAGAUAAGAGACGCAAGGGAGUGUUUGGACCUCCACCUGGGAAGAACAUGGUGGUGUUUGUGGAUGAUGUGAACAUGCCUGCCAGGGAGGUUUAUGGCGCUCAGCCCCCUGUGGAGCUGCUGCGCCAGUGGCUGGACCACUGGAACUGGUACGACCUGAAGGACUGCUCCAUGAUCAAACUCGUGGACAUCCAGGUUCUGUGUGCUAUGGGACCACCCGGUGGAGGUCGGAACCCAAUCACACCUCGCUACCUGCGCCACUUCAACAUGAUCACCAUCAAUGAUUUUGAUGAAAAGACCAUGUAUGCAAUCUUCUCCAGGAUAGUAGAUUGGCAUUUCACAAUACGGUUUUCCUUCGCCAAGUCAUUUGCUGCUCUGACCUCUCAGAUUGUCAAUAGCACAUUGUCAGUGUACCAAGAGGCCACCAAGAACCUGCUGCCAACCCCCACAAAGUCCCAUUACUUGUUCAAUCUGCGCGAUGUCUCGCGGGUCAUCCAGGGCAUCUGCCUGUCACGGCCAGAGACUGCAGAUGAACCAUCUGUCAUCAAACGUCUCUGGGUCCAUGAGGUCCUGAGGGUAUACUACGAUCGACUGGUCCACAAUACAGAUCGCUCCUGGCUUAUCAGCCAUUUACAGGUUGUGGUUCAGGAUCACAUGAAGGAAAACUUCCAUCACCUCUUCCAGCAUCUAGACCAGGACCAAGAUGGAAAGGUGACGGAGGAUGACUUGCGCAGCCUCAUGUUUUGUGACUUCCAUGACCCCAAGGGUGAGGACCGCAACUACCGCGAAGUACACAACCUGGACCAGCUCCGUCAGGUGGUGGAGUCACACCUCGAGGAGUUCAACAACAUAAACAAAGCGCCCAUGAAUCUGGUGCUCUUCCGCUUUGCCAUCGAGCACGUGUGCCGCAUUUCCCGCAUCCUCAAGCAACCGAGCGGCCACGCCUUGCUGGUGGGAGUCGGCGGGAGCGGCCGCCAGUCACUCACCCGUUUAGCUGCUUACAUGGCCGAGGCAGAGCUCUUCCAGGUGGAAAUCUCCAAGACCUACGGGACCACCGAGUGGCAUGACGACCUGAAGCUAAUCAUGAAGAAGUCCACGCAGGGCGAAGCUCACGGCGUGUUCCUCUUUACGGACACACAGAUCAAGAUGGAAUCCUUCUUGGAGGAUAUUGGCAACCUGCUCAACACUGGUGAGGUACCCAACUUGUUCGCAGUUGAUGAGAAACAAGAAAUCUGCGAGCAAAUGCGUCUGCUGGACCGACAGCGAGACCGUGAAAAGCAGACAGACGGCAGCCCGUUGUCCCUUUUCAACAUGUUUAUAGAGCGCUGUCGCACACAGCUGCAUGUGGUUUUAGCUAUGAGUCCUAUUGGAGACACCUUCAGGGACCGCUUGAGACGUUUCCCCGCGCUCAUUAACUGCUGCACCAUUGAUUGGUUCCAGACCUGGCCCGAGGAUGCCCUGCAGGCCGUGGCCUGCCGCUUCCUGGAGGAUGUCGAGAUGACUGAUGAGACCCGAGAAGGCUGCAUCAACAUGUGCAAGAGCUUCCACACUUCCACUAUCCAGCUGUCAGUGCGCUUUUUAAAUGAGCUGCAGCGACACAACUACGUUACCCCAACCUCAUACCUGGAGCUCAUUUCCACUUUUAAAGCUCUGCUGAAGACAAAAAGAACUGAGGUGAUGAAGCUGAAACGUCGCUACGAGGUGGGUCUUCAAAAGCUGGAGUCAGCAGCAGAGCAGGUGGCCACAAUGCAAGUGGAGCUCGAGGCUCUGCAGCCACAGCUACUUGUUGCCAGCAAAGAGGUAGACGAGAUGAUGGUGGUAAUUGAACAUGAAUCUGUGGAGGUCGCAGAGACCGAGAAGGUUGUCAAAGCGAAUGAGGCUGUAGCCAACGAACAAGCCAUGGCUGCCAAGGCCAUCAAGGAUGAGUGCGAUGCUGAUCUGGCUGAAGCCAUGCCAAUCCUGGAGUCAGCCCUGGCUGCACUGAAUACCCUCACCACUCAGGAUAUCACAGUGGUGAAGUCAAUGAAAAGCCCACCUGCAGCUGUCAAGCUGGUGAUGGAGGCAAUCUGCAUUCUUAAAGGCAUCAAGCCAGACCGUGUGCCGGACCCUUCGGGUACUGGUAAAAAAGUGGAAGACUUUUGGGGCCCGGCCAAAAAACUUCUGGGAGACAUCAAAUUCCUGCAGAGCCUCCACGAGUACGAUAAAGACAACAUCCCACCAAAUCUCAUCGCCAUCAUUCGCAAUAAGUACAUCACCAACCCAGACUUUGUGCCCGAGAAGAUACGAACCGCUUCGACUGCCGCUGAAGGCAUGUGUAAAUGGGUUUGUGCCAUGGACAAGUAUGAAAAAGUGGCCAAGGUGGUGGCGCCGAAGAAAGAGAAGCUGGCACAGGCUGAGGGGGAGCUGAAGGUGGCCAUGGAGAGCCUGCAGAAAAAACAAGCUGCCCUGAAGGAAGUCCAGGAUAAACUUGUAAAGCUUCAGGAUACUUUAGAGGCUAACAAAAACAAGAAAGCUGACCUUGAGAAUCAGGUGGAUCUGUGCAGUAAGAAGCUGGAGCGAGCUGAGCAGCUGAUUGGAGGUUUGGGUGGAGAGAAAACACGCUGGAGUGAAAUGGCCUUGGAUCUUGGAAAGCUCUACGAUAACCUUACAGGAGACAUCCUCAUCUCGGCAGGAAUAGUGGCCUACCUAGGAGCAUUCACUUCCAGCUACAGACAGGAUCAGACUAAGGAGUGGAUGGAUAUUUGUAGGAGCAGAGAGAUCCCAUGCUCCUCGAACAUGUCUCUCAUGAGCUCACUGGGUGAUCCAGUAAAGAUUCGUGCAUGGACGAUUGCUGGCCUGCCAUCAGACAGCUUCUCCAUAGACAACGGCAUCAUAAUCUCCAAUGCCAGACGGUGGCCUCUGAUGAUCGAUCCCCAAGGUCAGGCCAACAAGUGGGUGAAAAACAUGGAAAAGACUAACAGCCUACAUAUUAUCAAACUGAGCGAUGCUGACUUCGUACGCACUCUGGAGAACUGCAUCCAGUUUGGCACACCAGUGCUUCUGGAGAACGUCGGUGAGGAGCUGGACCCCAUCCUGGAGCCUCUGCUGCUCAGACAGACGUUCAAACAGGGCGGUGCCAUGUGCAUCCGGCUGGGAGACUCCACCAUCGAAUACGCUCCCGACUUUCGCUUCUACAUCACUACCAAGCUGCGCAACCCCCACUACCUGCCUGAGACCUCUGUCAAGGUGACCCUGCUUAACUUCAUGAUCACUCCAGAGGGCAUCCAAGACCAGCUCUUAGGCAUCGUUGUGGCCAGGGAGAGACCUGACCUGGAAGAGGAGAAGCAGGCUCUCAUCUUGCAGGGAGCAGAGAACAAACGGCAACUGAAGGAAAUCGAGGACAAAAUCUUGGAGGUGCUCUCCUCGUCUGAGGGCAACAUCCUGGAGGACGAGACCGCUGUGAAGAUCCUCUCCUGCUCCAAGGUGCUAGCCAAUGAGAUCACAGAGAAGCAGGCCGUGGCCGAGGUGACCGAGCAGAAGAUUGAUGAGACCCGCAUGGGCUACACACCCAUUGCGGUGCAUUCAGCCAUCUUGUUCUUCGCCAUUGCCGACCUGGCGAACAUCGAACCCAUGUACCAGUACUCCCUCGCCUGGUUCAUCAACCUCUUCAUUAGCUCCAUUGACAGCUCAGACAAGAGUGACGAUUUGGAGCAGAGACUGCAGAUCCUGAGAGACCACUUUACCUACACGCUGUAUGUCAAUGUGUGCCGCUCUCUGUUUGAGAAGGAUAAGCUGCUCUUUUCCUUCUGCCUCACUGUCAGCCUGCUCAUACACAACAAGCUGGUGGAUGAGGGGGAGUGGCGCUUCCUUCUAACAGGUGGCGUGGGCCUGGAUAACCGUCACUCCAAUCCCUGCAACUGGCUCCCUAAAAAGUCUUGGGACGAGAUCUGCCGCUUGGAUGAGUUGGAAAGUUUCACAGGCCUGCGCCGCGACAUGACUCACCUCCGAAAUGAGUGGAGGCAGGUCUACGACAGCCCGAACCCACAUCAGUCUGAGUUCCCUGGUGUGUGGCAGGAGAAACUGAGCCAGUUCCAGAAGAUGCUGGUGAUCCGCUGCCUCAGACCAGACAAGAUUAUUCCCAUGGUGCAAGAGUUUGUUUCAGACAGUUUGGGUCAGCCUUUCAUCGAGGCGCCGCCCUUCAACCUCAGCAAGGCGUUUGUUGACAGCCACUGCAGCGCCCCCCUCAUCUUCAUCCUCUCGCCCGGCUCUGACCCCAUGGCAGCUUUGCUCAAGUUUGGAGAUGAAAAGGGCUUCACUGGUAACAAGCUGACAUCCCUCUCUCUGGGUCAAGGCCAGGGUCCUAUCGCAAUGAGUAUGAUUGAGACAGGCAUUAAAGAGGGCACCUGGGUGGUGUUGCAGAAUUGUCACUUGGCCACUUCGUGGAUGUCAACGCUGGAAAGGGUUUGUGAGGGCCUGAACCCAGACACCACACACCCAGACUUCAGACUGUGGCUGACCAGCUACCCGUCCCCUACUUUCCCCGUGGCGGUGCUCCAGAACGGCGUGAAGAUGACCAACGAGGCUCCCAAAGGCCUGCGCUCCAACAUCGCGCGCUCCUUCCUGAUGGACCCCAUCUCCGACCCGGAGUUUUUUAACAGCAGCAGUAAGCCGGCUGUGUUCAAGAAACUCCUGUACGGCCUGUGUUUCUUCCACGCCCUGACCCAGGAGAGGCGAAAGUUUGGACCUUUAGGCUGGAACAUUCCAUAUGAGUUCAACGAGACUGACCUCCGCAUCUCCGUUCAGCAGCUCCACAUGUUCCUCGAGCAAUACCAGGAAGUGCCAUUUGAUGCCCUGCGCUACAUGACAGGGGAGUGUAACUACGGCGGCCGAGUGACUGACGACUGGGACAGACGAACUCUGCGCACCAUCCUGUCCAUCUUUUACACCUCCAAGAUCAUCGAGGACCCCGACUAUAAGUUUGACCCCAGUGGACUCUACUACGCACCAGCUGAGGGCGACUACAACAGCUACAUCGAAUACACCAAGUUGCUGCCGCUCAACCAGUCGCCGGAGGUUUUCGGCAUGAACGCCAACGCAGACAUCACCAAGGAUCAGGCCGAGACGCAGCUGUUGUUCGACAGCAUCCUGCUCACACAGUCCCGCUCUUCAGGCGGAGAUGCCAAAUCCUCAGACGACAUGGUCUUUGAUGUGGCAGCUGACAUCCUGAGCAAGCUGCCUGGAGACUUCGACUUGGAGGCGGCGAUGAGGCGCUUCCCCACCAGCUACAAUGAGAGCAUGAACACGGUGCUGGUGCAGGAGAUGGGCCGCUUCAACAACCUGCUGAGCACCAUCCGAGACUCCUGCACCAACAUUCAGAAGGCCAUAAAGGGCCUGGUGGUGAUGUCUGCAGAGCUGGAGGAGGUGGUCAGCAGCAUCCUGACGGGCCGCAUCCCGGCCCUGUGGAUGAAGAAGUCCUACCCCAGCCUCAAACCGCUGGGGAGCUACGUCAACGACUUCCUGGAGAGGCUCGGCUUCCUGCAGGACUGGUACGACCAAGGCACGCCGGCGGUCUUCUGGAUCUCGGGCUUCUUCUUCACGCAGGCCUUCCUCACCGGCAUCCAGCAGAACUACGCUCGGAAACACAACGUCCCCAUCGACCUGCUCGGCUUCGACUUCGAGGUGCUGGACGACCGGCAGUUCACCCGGCCGCCGAAGGACGGUGUGUACAUCAGAGGACUGUUCCUUGACGGGGCCCGCUGGGACAGAAAGGCCAAACUACUGGCUGAAUCCCAUCCCAAAGUGCUGCACGACCCCAUGCCUGUGAUGUGGCUGAAGCCCAUGAAGCGGGAGGAGGUUCCACCCAGGAUGUGCUACGUGGCGCCGGUCUACAAGACGAGCGAGCGCCGCGGGACGCUGUCCACCACGGGCCACUCCACCAACUACGUCGUCGCCAUGACGCUGAACUCCGACGUCCCCCCGGAGCACUGGAUCAGGCGGGGCGUCGCUCUGCUCUGCCAGCUCAGCUCAUGAGGUUCAUAACGAAGCCA